Molecule: messenger RNA, 1677 nt
Organism: Fulvia fulva
Lineage: Eukaryota; Fungi; Ascomycota; Dothideomycetes; Mycosphaerellales; Mycosphaerellaceae
Product: Ribose-phosphate pyrophosphokinase 1
Exons: 4
Coding region: 1-1677 (558 amino acids)
Biological process (GO): purine nucleotide biosynthetic process; ribonucleoside monophosphate biosynthetic process; 5-phosphoribose 1-diphosphate biosynthetic process
Cellular component (GO): cytoplasm; ribose phosphate diphosphokinase complex
Molecular function (GO): ribose phosphate diphosphokinase activity; magnesium ion binding
Source: RefSeq, a predicted model, not a curated record
AUGCGUCAAACCUGCAUCUUCUCGGGCUCGUCCCAUCCGCACCUGGUCGAGGCAAUAUGCGAGAGACUCGGCCAGAAGCCGUCAAGAGUCGAGCUGAAGAAGUUCAGCAAUGGCGAGACAUCGGUCGAGAUCAAAGCCUCGGUCCGUGACCAAGAUGUCUUCGUGGUGCAGAGCGGAAGCGGAGAGAUCAACGAUAAUGUCAUGGAAAUGCUCAUCAUGAUCUCAGCUUGCAAAGGCGGCUCUUCAAGAUCGAUUACUGCUGUGAUGCCGUACUUCCCAUACUCCCGCCAGUCCAAGAAGAAGGCCCACCGUGGCGCCAUCACCGCCCGCAUGCUUGCAAAUCUCAUGAAGGUCGCUGGUGUUGACCACGUCAUAACCAUUGACCUGCACGCUACCCAAAUGCAGGGGUUCUUCAAAUGCCCGGUAGACAACCUCUUCGCUGAGCCUCUACUGAGCAAGUGGAUACGCAUGAACAUACCCGACUGGAAAGACAGCGUCGUCGUGAGCAAGAAUCCAGGAGGCACAAAGAGAGUGACAAGCCUAGCAGAUAAGCUGGGUACCAGUUUCGGCAUUGUCGGCACAGAACGGAAGCGACCAAAGUAUUCGCCGAGUAUGCUCAACUCAGUCGUGUUCGAAAGCAUGGGCGAUGAUGGUACUGAGGCGCGCAUAACUUCACCUGACCGCGACUCGCACGCACCCAAGCAAGCCCACACUUCACAGCCCCGCCGCCAUAGCCCGCGCUCGAGCAUCGACUAUCGCAGACCACCGCAGCCUGUACGACCUGGUGCCUUACCGCGAGCAGCCACAGCAAAUGCGCCUUCUACACGCGCGAGAGGCCUGACGAACGGCGACACCCCACAUCCUCUCGCGCAAUCGACACGACCCGACUCGUCAGGAGGAGAUGGCGAAAACAAAGAGAAGAAGGAAGGGGAUGCACCAGAGAUAGGUCUCACAAGGGUGCGAACCAUACCUACUCUUCACAACCAACAAAGCACCGACGACGAUGGCUAUGAGGAGCCCGAAAGUGAGGAAGGUAGCGAUGAGCGAGCCAGAGAUGUCAUAACAGGUCGUCUGAUCCACGGACACAUCGUGGACGAUGAUGUACCUUCCCCCAAUACCUCACACUACUCUGAGAACCGCGGUCACAGGCAGUCGAGCGAAGACGAGGAUGUCCCCGAUCACAUGACGCAGUCCUUCAUGUCUACGGGCUCCUCGCGCUGGAAUGCUGCCAACAACCCCGCUCAUGGCCUCGGUGGAACUGGAGAUGCUACACACUCCGAUGAGGAAGAGGAAGAAGCUCUCCAGAACCCGGAUAUCGAAACACAUGUGACCCUCGUCGGCAACGUACGGAACAAGUCCGUCAUCAUCGUGGACGACAUGAUCGACAAGGCUGGAUCCUGGAUCGCGGCUGCUGAGACUGUGGUGAAGCGAGGUGGUGCUACCAAAGUCUACUGCAUGGCCACUCAUGGUCUCUUCGGCGGCGACUGCCUUCGCCAGCUGGACGAGUGCGAAGAGAUCGAUGGCGUUAUCGUGACGAACGCAUUCCCUAUUCCGGAGGUCAAGCGUCAGGGAGCAAGGAAGUUCACUGUGCUGGACGUCAGCGGUCUUCUGGCAGAGGCUAUCCGAAGGAACCACCACGGCGAGAGCAUUAGUCAACUGUAUCAUCUGAUGGAUUAG